AUGACCGGGUUUACGGAGAUUCUCACCCAGAACAUCUUAGUCACCAGUAUUCUCAUGGGUCUGAUUACCCUGGUGGGGUUAGUUGGGAAUGCGCUGAUGUUGCGUGCACUUAUUGUGUACCGAAAACUGCGGACGGAUUUCUAUACUGUCUUCGGAUGUCUUAGUAUCGUGGAUUCACUGUUUCUCAUCAUUAGCGCCCCAGCUCAUAUCAUGGAGAUGGUGAUGGCUACAGACAUCACCACCGAUGCUUGGUGCAAAGGCAGCCACUAUCUUAUAGAUGCCUGUAGUUUCAUUUCGGCCUGUCUAAUGGUGGUGCUGACCGUUCUCCGUGGAAUCCUGCUGACAAACAGAAACAGCCGACAGCAUAAGGCCAGCUAUCUUCUGAUCGUCUGCGCUGUGAUUUCUGUGACCAUGUUAUUGUGUUCAGUGCCCAUUAUGUUUGUGUUUACCUCCUAUCGCGGGAUGUGCGACUUCGUGGACCCGCUCAAUCAGCUGAGUCCGCACGCAUGGUUGGUCAGUUCAUUUUCUGCGUUUGUUCCACUGUUCUUGAUAAUUCUAAUAUACUUGUUGACCUACCUGCUGGGCAAACGUUAUUUCCCAGACAGUUAUUCGCCCAUUGAGAAAGAAAAGUCUUGGCUGGUCACGUACAUAAUCAUAGCAUUCACAAUAUUCCAGAUUCCAUACAGAGUGUUUGUUAUUUUUGACCUAAACACAGACCCCACAGACUUCUCACAGCUCAAUGAGAUGUAUACAGUAAGGAAUUACUUGAUGUGCCUUGUUAUGGCGGACAAAGCAGUAAGACCGAUUCUGUACACUAAACUAGCUUCAGACCUUAGCGAAGCCUUUGAUGAGGUCAUCAACUGUACCCUCUGUGCCAAACAUUACUCAAUGGGCUCUAGAUUUAACCGAACAUGUGCCGUAUACACGUCUCCUGGUAACUCAGCAGCUGUCACCACAGUCCUGAGUUCCACAGAAAGCAAUCUUAUGCAGAACACAGAUAGAGCAGCAUCUUCUUCAUCGGAGGCGUCUGCUACCUCACAGACACCUUUGACGCGAAGAAAUGACGACUUAGAUAUGGCCAUCGAUAUUUUGGAAGGCUGA
Messenger RNA from Candidula unifasciata, 1101 nucleotides. The record is from the annotation of a GenBank genome assembly. Lineage: Eukaryota; Metazoa; Mollusca; Gastropoda; Stylommatophora; Geomitridae.